This is a messenger RNA of Papaver somniferum (opium poppy), 744 nucleotides long. Its product is annotated as zinc finger MYM-type protein 5-like. Lineage: Eukaryota; Viridiplantae; Streptophyta; Magnoliopsida; Ranunculales; Papaveraceae. Bases 1 to 744 code for a protein of 247 amino acids. The transcript has 2 exons. The record is from RefSeq and is a predicted model, not a curated record.
AUGCGUAUUAAGAAGGUCAUACCGGCUGAAAGCGGGUAUUCUAGACUCAAACGGAAAAUAAGAAGUGAUGCAGUAGUACGAUCUCAAUUAGGAGCGCUCGAUAAAUUUGUUGUUAAGAAGGCACGCAAUUUAGUUGGAAGCUCAUCUGCCGAAAACGAAGGGGCUCAUGAUGUAGGUAAUGAGAAUGUUAUAGAUGAAACUGUAGAUGUCUGUGAUGAUGUAAACCAUAUGGAUUUAAGGGAUAUUUUAGUGGAGAAUGAUCCGUAUAGAAACUACUUGUUGAAUAAAGGUCCUAGAAACAAGCAUCGUAGACGUUUUCGUUCAACAUUUUACGAUCGAUAUUUGACGAAUGGUGAAAUAGAAGAUAGAAAAUGGUUGGUGUAUUCAGAGGAGUUGGACAAAAUCUUUUGUUUCUGUUGCAAGUUAUUCAAGAAAGGUCCUCAUCAAAGUGGGUUGGUAAAUGAAGAAUAUGAUGACUGGGGACAUGCUCAUGUUGCACUCAGUAAACAUGAAAUUACUAGAGAGCAUUGGGAUAAUAUGGAAGCUUGGUACCAGUUAUGUGUAAGGUUGGGAUCAAACAAAACAAUAGAUAAACACGUUCAAGAAAGGAUUAAAAUUGAGAAAGAACAUUGGCAGAAUGUAUUACAGCAGAUAAUUUCUGUUGUGAAAUGUCUUGCUAAACAUACUUUGGCUUUUCGUGGACGAAUGAGAAGAUUUAUCAAAGUAAUAAUGGAAAUUUCUUAG